Molecule: messenger RNA, 640 nt
Organism: Cydia fagiglandana
Lineage: Eukaryota; Metazoa; Arthropoda; Insecta; Lepidoptera; Tortricidae
Exons: 4
Coding region: 2-640 (212 amino acids)
Source: RefSeq, a predicted model, not a curated record
UAUGUGGUUUCUUUGUCUACAUUGGACUCUUGCAAACUCAAGUUCAGAAGAAAACCUAAAGGAAUUAGACUUUAGAUCAAAACGGCAAAUCAACACAUUACCUUUAAUCUACCCGUAUGGAGCAACUUAUAAGCUCAUCACCGGCUUCACAGCCCCAAUAAAGAACGACGACAAGGUGCCCCUCAUCUUCCUCUUCAACUUCCAGUACCAGUACUUGCAGUUCUCGAACAUCACCCAGCUGUCGCAGUACUACGUCAUCAACACGGUGUCGAGGGAGCAGCGAGACGCCGAUGUGGCGGGAAGGAAGGAUGAGAGGAUUGUGUUUUAUAGAUCUGUGACUGAGAUGAUGGACUCGAAGGGUUUAAACGGCCGAGAAUGUGUUCUUCGUGCGAUUUGCGAAGCGGCGCAGUUCCCUGUGGAAGAGGAGGGCUUCGUUGGGGAGCUCUUACACGUGUUAUUAACGCCAGACUACGGUAAAUCUCCGUUUGGAGACUUGGAUGAAGACCUGAAGGAGGCCAUGGCACCAUACGUGGAUGCUGCAGUGGCCGGGCGGCAGAUGUUCAGCUGUUCCUAUAUCUAUGGAGGCUGUCCUGAGGGUCAGGGGAUCUUGGAGUUUAUCUCACAGUUGAGGGACGAGUAG